Brenthis ino (lesser marbled fritillary) is the source of this 1770-nucleotide messenger RNA. Lineage: Eukaryota; Metazoa; Arthropoda; Insecta; Lepidoptera; Nymphalidae. The record is from the annotation of a GenBank genome assembly.
AUGAAUUUAGGGGACCCAGAGCUUGAAUUGGUAGAUCCAACACCUAAUGUACAUUCCUUGUUUUUACACUUCGAUAAAUUGUUUUUCUGGGCUAAAUUAUCAAGCAGAGCUGUAGUACGUUGGAGUAAAAGAAUGUAUUCGUGUGCUGGAAUAUGCUCAUAUGACAGAGGUGGACUCUGCGAUAUCGCAUUGAGUGAACCAUUACUCAAAUUGAGAUCUCGUAAGGAUUUAGUUGAGACCCUCCUUCAUGAGAUGAUACAUGCUUUUCUAUUCAUCACUAACAGAGACAGAGACCGAGAUGGGCAUGGGCCUAAUUUUAAAGCUCACAUGCACAGAAUCAAUCAGGCUACAGGCUUGAAUAUAAGUAUUUAUCAUGAUUUUCAUGAUGAGGUAAAACUUUAUCAGACACAUUGGUGGAGAUGUAAUGGACCUUGUCAAUCUAGAAAACCACACUUUGGAAUUGUACGCCGGUCCAUGAACAGAGCUCCUGGACCAUCAGACUACUGGUGGGAUGACCACAAAAGAAAAUGUGGUGGGACAUUUGUAAAAAUUAAAGAACCAGAAAAGCAAGAGAAUAAGAAGCAGGUCAAGAAAAGAGCAUCUCCCAAGCCAAGUGGUGACAUCACAAAAUACAUAAACACUAAUAAUACAGGCAAAAACAUCUCUAAACCAAUAUUAAAAGAGUCAAAUAAUGUGCCAGUGAAAUCAAAUUUAGUUAAGAAUAGUAGUAAUACUGUGGUAAUAUCUAAAAAGAAUAAUAUUGUGUUUAAUCCUCAAGUGACAAAGACACCUGAUGUGUUCAGCGGUAAAGGUAAAACAUUAAACAACAGAAAUAGUACAGGUUCAUCUGAUGUAGCAGAAACGGUUAGAAAUGUUUGGGCUAAUAGAACAUUACCUACAAUAUUUCCGAAUAGUAGUUCAAAUAAUAAAAAUCAAGUUCCUAGAAUCAAUGAUACAAAUUCUCCUAAUUCUAAUAAACAUAAAGCUGAUACCUCACUUAUUAGAUCUCCACCAUUAAAAAUAAAGAAAAUCGAUGAUUACUUUAAAACAAUUGCUUCAUCAGUGUUAAAAGACUUGUAUGGACAAGAUUUUGAAAUCAAGGAAGUAAAUAACAAAAAUAAGAGACUCUCAGUAGUGGCCGUUAGUUCAGACUUAGUUGAUUGUCCUGUUUGCAUUAGCAAAAUUAGUAGCUCAGAAAUAAAUAGGCAUUUAGAUGAAUGUUUAAAUAAGGAUGUUAUAGAAAGUAUUUCUAAAAAAACAAAACCUGUGAUAGUUAUCGAUAAUGAUGGGGUCCAUGAAAUAAAAGAUAAACCACCAAAGGUAAACGGUGGGCCUCUUGAUAUAAUUAAUGUUGAUUUAAAUGCAAAUAUAAAGACUGAACCUUACUUUAAAAAUCCAAACAAAGAAAAGAUUGAUAACACAGACUUUAAAUUCCCAGCUGAAAAUGAAAUACACAUCAAAAUAGAACCUGGGACUAGUAAAGAAUUAAAAGGUGAACAAAAGUGCUCUUGUUGUGAUAAAGUUGUUGAUAAUUUGGAUCAACAUUUAGAUGAAUGCUUAGCAUUUUUUGAUAAUAAUACUACGAUACCUACAGAAGGUGCUUCAACAAGCUUUUCAACUAGUACAAUAGUUAUUGAUGAUGAUGAUGAUGACAUUUUUGAUGAAAGUUUAACGUUAAACGCUACAGGAACUAAGUCGCCUUGUCCAUGUUGUUUGAAAAUGAUAGAACAAGUUGAAAUGAACGAUCAUUUAGAUAUUUGCUUAAAUCAG